Molecule: messenger RNA, 1585 nt
Organism: Exophiala viscosa
Lineage: Eukaryota; Fungi; Ascomycota; Eurotiomycetes; Chaetothyriales; Herpotrichiellaceae
Exons: 1
Coding region: 244-1380 (378 amino acids)
Source: RefSeq, a predicted model, not a curated record
CCACAGCCUUGCCUCCUAGGCCUCCCACAAGUUUCAAACAUGUUUCGUCUUACGGGUCCAGCCAUUCCGAACAACCCUUCCCUGUUGAAUACUGUGAUUGAUCCGGCUACGCAGAUGCUGGCACAAACUUUGCACCACCAGCUACGAGUCUGGGGUGUGUUCGUCUCGAAGUAUACUCGAACGUCCAUUGACGCGUAAGCUUCACGGCCGACUCUACGGAAGUCGCCAGCCUCACAUCGCCUGAUGCUUGCCAAUGUUUGCUCUCCUUUCUCUUGCAGGCCAGAUCCCGUGCGUACGACUGAGCACUUCAGGAUUUGGAAGGCUCGAUGCGGAACCCGUAAGAGAAAAGUGGUGCACGAGUCUCAUGUCCUGGAGAGACCAACGGUCAUCACAAUGUCGAAUACAGAAUUAUUCACCAUGAAGUCUCUAUAUCAGACCCCGUCUUCCCGUUGUUCUUCAGACCGUUCACAACUCGCAGCAUCCACGCCAUCUUCUUCCCUUUGCAUUGCAUUCAGGCCGGCCCUACCCAUUCAUUUCACUCAACAUCUUGCAUUCAUUUCCGUAGGUUUGACGUACAUUACAACUGCUCAGCACAGGCACACAAGUUGUCCCUUCUUUACACCACCAGAUAUCAACAUGGCCCGGCUUGCCACUCUCCUUCUCGGCGCUUCGCUGCUUAUCUCCCCCCAGGUCCUCGCCUCCACCUUCCAACCCAGCAACCUGGCGUCGUUGGCCCUAUCGGCGAGUAUUCUUACGCCAGUCAUCAAUGCCUACGUCGUCACGGUGCCCCACGGCUAUAAACGCGACAACACUCUUGAAGCUCGGAAGAAAGACAACAAGAAGACCUCCACCGCAGCCAGCAAUUCGACCGAUGACGCAGCCAUCGCUGCCGCCGACGCAGCUGCUGCCACCGCCAACGCAACUUCCGCCGCUGCCAAUGUGACAGACCCCACAGCUGUUGCAUCGAGCUGCGUGGCUGCCGCCAUGACUGCCGCACUCAAUACGACGUCAGCGGUCGACAACACCACCGCCACAGCUAUAGCAAGUGCAUGUGGAGCAACUGCAGAUGAUGUAGCUGCAGCAGCCAAUGCCACCGCCUCUCUCGUCAGCAACACGACUUCGACCACAAACACAACUACCACUUCGAAACACCACAAGAACAAGGGGGCCAGCACUACUACCACUACAAAGAACAAGAACAAGAACGCCAACGCCAACACCGCAAACGCCGCGUCCGGAGGAAACAAUAUUCUUGGUGAAGUCACUUCGAUUAUCGAAGGCAUUCUGCGGAAGAGGGAGCCAGCACCAGUCGGCGCGCCGGCCAAGGACAAUGUUGUCCGAAGAACAUGGUCGCCAGAUUACCAUGCCAAGGCGUUCUAGGUGACCUCUAGCAUGGAUUUGAUCCGCAUGUCACUCUUUUGGUCGUUGGAGAUCAGCAAUAGAUGGUACUAUCAGGCGUAGUAGUGGUUAGUAUGCCUACUGACAGGCACUGGAAUGGAUCAAGGGUUGCAUAUAUAAAACUCUGCUACGAUCGCCCAUAUGAAUGGGAUAAAAGUAUAGAACAAUAAAAAGAAAAUGGAAAGGC